This is a messenger RNA of Drosophila sechellia, 5201 nucleotides long. Its product is annotated as basic proline-rich protein. Gene Ontology annotation, cellular component: nucleus. Lineage: Eukaryota; Metazoa; Arthropoda; Insecta; Diptera; Drosophilidae. The transcript is spliced from 3 exons. Gene Ontology annotation, biological process: positive regulation of transcription by RNA polymerase II. The coding region runs from base 457 to 3213 and encodes 918 amino acids. Gene Ontology annotation, molecular function: transcription coactivator activity. The record is from RefSeq and is a predicted model, not a curated record.
AAUCGGCCUGAGCCGCCUGUGUAUCGUUUUAAGCGUCGUUGCGUUCCAUGCAAUUUGCGAAAAAGUGUCGGAAAAUUUAUGAAAAAUAUGUCACUUUACAUUGCCAACCUGUGAGGGCCGUCGCACGCGAACAAUAGCUAGCCGAAUUAGCAACGUAUUUUGCGCAUAGCCGGCGUUUUUCCGUGCAGCGAAAAACAAGCAAAAGAGAAAAAAGAUAGCCACUACUUGGCCCGUGUUCGUGUGCGUGUGUUUGCGUGUCUUUAAUUGUGUGUGUUUUUGUGCUAGCACUCGCGGUUGUGUGUGUGUGUGUGUGCGUGCGUGAGUGUGUAUGUGAAGAAAAAGCCGCACACUGCGAAAAUUUUCCGUUCCUUUCCCCAACGGUCGAAUAUAACCGCUAAAAUUGUGGAAAAACAGGAGAAAACCCCCAAGCGGAAGAAGAAGACUGCAGCCAGUAAAAUGUCUGCAGUUUAUUCGCCGCAACCGCCGCAGCAGCAGCCGCAACAGCAGCAGCAACUGCAGCAGCAGCAGCAGCCUCCCCCGCCACAACAACAACAGCAGCAGCAGCAGCAGCAACAACAAUUGCAGCAACCGCCACCAAACUCUGCGCCCAAUCAACAGCCGCCUGGCUCCGGAGUAGGUCCCGGCGGAGGAGGAGGUGGCAUACCAGGCGGCGGUGGCAUCCUGCCCAUGGGCAUGCAGCAGCAGCAGCAACGUCCGCCCAUGGGCGUGCCAGGAUCACCGGGCAGCAUCAUCUCUGGCGGCGGCGGCGGUGGCGGUGUGAUUGGCGGCGGUGGAAUGCCCGGUGGCGGAAUGAUGGUCACACCAACGUCCGCACCACGCGGCGGAGCCAACAUGCAGGGCGGCGGAGGCGGUGGUGUGCCGCAGCAAGUGAAUUCGGCGCAAAUCCAAAAGAUGCUCGACGAGAACUGCGGCCUCAUCCAGACGAUUCAGGACUUCCAGAGCAUGGGCAAGGCGCAGGAGUGCAUGUCCUACCACGUCGCGCUGCAUCGCAAUCUGGUCUACCUCGCCCAGUUGGCCGAUCCCGCCAUGAACAUCUCACAAAUACUGCCGCCGCCGCACAUCCUCCAAACGCAAGCGAUGCAGCAGGGUGGCCAGCAGACGCCGCCAACCGGACCGCACGGCAUGCUCGGUGGUCCGCCGCAGCAGCAGCAGCAGCCGGGACAGGGUCCAGUGCCGGGACAACCUGGCCAGGGUCCGCCGCAGAUGGGCAUGCAGCAGCAUGGCGGCGAUCCGCAGGGACCGCCCGUUCAGAUGCCGCCCUACGGCGCCCAGCAGCAGCCGCAGCCACAUCCUGGCCUGCCGCCGGGCGCCCAACAGCAAUCUCAGCAACAGCAGCAGCAGCAACAACAGCAGCAGCAGCAACAACAACAACAGCAGGCAGCAGCAGCGGCGGCAGCAGCAGCAGCGGCAGCUGCCGUAGCAGCCGGCCAACAGCAGGGACCGCAGGUCAGCCAAGCGGGACCGCAGUCGCAGCAGCAGCAUCCCGUCUAUCGGAAUGCCCAGGGUCAGGGACAGCCGGGAGCUGGGCAGGUGCCUGGUCAGGGCCAGGGGCCGGUUCAGUCCGUCAUCAAUCCGAAUGCCGCGCCCAAUCAACAGCGUCCUAACAACGGACCCCUCUCCGGACCGCAGAAUCCCCAGCAGCAGCAGCAGCAGCCGCAACCAGGCGGUCAACAGCCGCCCAACCAACAGCAGCAGCAGCAGACCGGUCCCGGCGGACCAGGACCGCAGCCAGGUGCCGGCGGACCAGGUGUACCGCCGCCACAGAGUCCGUACCGCGUCAGCUACCAGCAGCAACAGCAGCAGCACAGCCACUAUCCGGGCUAUCCGCCACAGCCGCAGACGCAGUACCAGCCGCAGGGCGCCUAUCCCUAUGGACCGCCAACUCAGGGCUAUGGCCCACCGCCACCGGGACCACCGAACGCCGCUCAAGGUGGCUACCAUCAUGGUCCGGCCGGUGCGGCGACGGGAGCCAGUGGGCAUGGUUAUCAGCCGAAUGCCGGAGCCGGACAAGGACCACCGCCGGGUGCAUAUCCACCGCCGCCCGGCAGCCAGCAGGUCCCACCGGUGCCGGGGCAACAGCAGCCGCCGCCGGGACCACCGCCACCCGGACAGCCGCCGACCGGUGGCCAGCAGCAACCGCCACCUGGACCGCCGCAGAGUCAAUACGGCCCGCCGCCGCCGCAGAACUCCGCCGGAGGACCGCCUCCGAUGGGCUAUGCGGGCUAUCCGCCGAAUCCCGGACAGUAUGGCCAGGCGGGUGCUGGCGGUGGCCCACCGCCCAGUGGCUACUGGCCGCCGCCACCACCCACGAGCAGCGCCCAGAGUCCCUAUCAGGCGUAUCAACAGCAGCAGCAGCAAGCAGCCGCUGGUGGCGGAGCGGGUGCACCGCCGGGCAGUAGCUAUCCGGGUGGACCGCCGACUAGCGGGGCAGCGCCACCACCACCGCCGGGCGGAGCGUACAGCACCACGGCGCCCAGUCAGACGCCACCGCCACAGGGAGGCGGCGGAGCAGGCGGUGGCAACAACAAUCCAAACGGACCCAACGCACAGCAAUCGACGCCGCCGCCGCAGGGCGGAGCUGGUGGCGGAGCGGGGCCCAGUGGACCGGGCGGAGCUGGUCAGCAGUAUGCGGGACCACCGCAACAACAACAGCAGCAGCAACAGCCACCGGGUGUAGUGGUUUCCGGCGUGGCGCCGCUGCCCACGCAAGUCCAACCCACGUACUCGACGCCGGGCAAUUACAAUCAGCAGCCAGGAGCUCCACCGCCGCCCAAUCAGCAGCAGCAACAACAGCAGCAGCAACAACAACAACAGACACCGCCAUCGGCUGGCGGAUCCGCCGGCGGCGGAGGAGCACCAAAUGCCCAGGGACAGGGCAAUCAGCAACCGCCUCCGAAUGGAGCCACACCGCCGAUGGCACCGAAUCAAUACCAGCCGGCGCCGGGCGCACCACAAGGACCGUACGGUGGACCGCCACCACCACAGGCGUAUGGACCACCGCCGCCGGGUAGCGCGUAUCCCGGCCACGCUUACCAUCAGCCACCCCAGGCCGGUGGCUAUGCACAGUAUCCGCCGACGCAGGGCUAUCAGGGGUAUAGGCCCGCCGGGGCACAGAUGCCGCCGCCAGGAGCACCACAGGGGCCACCACCCACCGGCGCAUACGGAUAUUAUAGCCAACAGCCGCCCCAAUGAGGAAGGGACAGCCUAUUACCGCCGCUGCCACCUGGCUGUCUCCACAACAAGUAAUUCUCGGCUGAGAUUCGCCGGUUGAAGCUGGAGAGGAUUGGGAUUUACAGGCCGAACACCGAUGGAAAUCCGCUGAGGAUCGGAGGCGGCCCGUUGGAGGAGGUGGUGCAGCGCGAGUAAUAGCAUAACUGGACGAAGACAAAGGAGCCGACGAAGCAGAUUGCGUUACACUAGACAUAUGAUUAAGAAUUGUAUCGGCGAGUAGCAUGGAGGAGCGAGCAGGCAGGAGGAGGAGAGGACUACGAUUAGAGCUAAGUGUGUGGAAGCCGCGGAAGAUGAAGAUGGAUUAUAAGUAGUAGGAUUACGGAUAGAAGAACGACGAGUAAGCAUAAGACUUAAAGUAGGCGAAAAGAACGACGAAUGCGGAAUGAAGACGAGAUGCAAAUUGAGGAUUCCCAAAUUCAAGCAGCGAGUUCCUCGAAUUUCAAACGAAGCUGCACGAAGUUGAGAAAGAUUUUUAAAUUCGGUGAUAAAUAGCAGAGAAAACGAACCGGAAACCGUAGGAUCUAGAACAAAAGAAACGGAAAGCAAACACGAAGUGAAGAAGCGAUCUAGAACUAAGUAAGCUGAUUAAGAUGCGCAAGCGAACAAGAAAUCGUGUCCUAGGCCCAAAAAUGCAAACAAAAUGGAUGGAUCGAUUACUCGGGAUCCUGGCGAGAGCACAAAAUCUCCGAUUGAGAGUGACGAAAGUGUCCGUUUUUUCGAAGCAAGCAAGUACUCAAGCUUUGAGCUUAGUGACGAAUCACUUGGAUUGGCAAUGGGCUGUGUAGUCUGUGUGCAAUUAUAAGCGAUAUGGAUUGAAUAGCUAUGUGAUUGCUUGUAAUGGUUUAUAGAUUACGCCGCCCCUUUGCGGGGAAUAUCCAAGCCGCAGCAAUCGACCCAUCCUAUUAUACAUAUAUAUUUAUAUAUUAUUAAUUCUCUCUUUUAAGUAGGUUCCGCUCCGCUUUGAAAACGAUUAUUCUAAACGAUUUAUACAUAUACAUAUAUGAAUAUACUUAAGUGUAGGGAAGAGGACGAUGGAGCAGCAGAAUAGUGCGUGUUUUUAACCUAAUUAAUCCCUUAGAUAUUUUAAGUAUAUAUAUAUGUUUUUUUGUAUUUUUGUGUUUGUCUUUGUAGAUGUCUGUUUUUUUAAUGUUCGUGCAUUUUUGGUGUAGCAAUUUUACAUUUAAUUAUCCUUGGUAUCCGUUUCCCCGAUUUCUUCCAAAAGUUUUUUUUUUGCAGCGAAAGAUUGUAAUAAAAUCCAAUAUAUAUAUUUAAACGAUAAGCUUACAUUUACUAUUUAAAGUUAAACUAAAAACUAUAAAUAGCAAGCGCAAAUCAUGAAUAAAUCUUAAAUUUAAAGUUAAACAAAAAAGCGAGCAUAUUGAAAUGACGCGAAUUCAUUGGAAAUUUUGAGCAAACGGAGGACGAGCAGUGUACAGUGAACACUCUCUAUGCCAACGCAGACACAUAUAAAUGCCAAUAAUCCUAAAACACGAUUAAUUUUAACUAUAAUUGAAAUGUAAACUGAAAUACUUUAUGUAAGUGCUGUUAACGAUUAUUGCAAUUAUUUGCUUGCACUUUAGAGUUCCAAAUUGAUAUCUAAAUUAUUUAUUAAAUAUGCAAAUUAUGUAAGAUUAGUUAAAAUCUAAACCUAAGAGCCGAACAAUUUGGACAACAUUCAAAGCAACUCGCUAGUAAAAAAAAAAUUGAAACUGAAAUCGAUACGUAUUUCCAAAAGUUCCACUAGACACAUAGAAUCUUUCUCGCUCUAAAUUAAGAGUCUGGCUAUUUCUGCGCUGCUCUAAUCCGAUCUGAUAUAAUCCGAUUCCAUAUAACGAUUAUUUCAGCAUCCACAUCGAGACAUUUUGAUAUAUGUUUAUCAAAUAGCAUUUAGAAAUUUCUAUUUUCAAAAUGCAAAAUAAAAACAAAAUCGAAAAAGUUAUAAAAACAAA